UUCUCUCUCUUUCUUCUUCCUUUUCUCUCUCUCUCUCUCUCCUUCCUCGUCUCUCUUUUAACUUUCAACAUCAAACUUUCACCUGCACAAAUUUGAAUUUCCUCACAAACUCUCUGCAGUUUCUCUAUCCAUGACUUAAAUUCUCUUCUGGGUUCUCGUAAAUAAACCCAUAAAAACCCACAACUCUUUUCGUUUCUCGGUAGGAUUAUGGAUCAUCUUCAUCGUAAAACGUACUGGCAGAGUGUAAAAUAGCUUAAGAUCACAUCAAGAAGAGGGAGAAAGAAAGUGAGUGGGGUCUAAUUUCAUGGCUUCUUCGAAUUCAACGCCUGCAGAACCUUCAUCUUCGGCUGAGGACACUGCAGCGAAAGCAAUGAACAAGCGAUAUGAAGGGUUGGUAAUGGUUCGAACCAAAGCUACAAAGGGAAAAGGAGCUUGGUAUUGGGCGUUUUUGGAACCAAUUCUGAUUCGGAACCCAGAUACUAAUCUUCCCAAAGCAGUGAAACUCAAGUGCUCGUUAUGCGAUGCAGUGUUCUCCGCAUCCAACCCGUCGAGAACCGCAUCGGAGCAUCUCAAACGAGGCACUUGCCCCAAUUUCAGCACCCACCUUCUACGACCAAGUUCGUCAGUUUCUCCGCUUCCGAUAUCAUCUGUAGCCUCUCCUUCUUCUCUGCAAAAUCAUAGGAAGCGAAGUUAUCAAAUGCGUAAUCCUCCUUCCUCUUCUUCUUCUCAACGCCACGUUAAUUCACUCGCCAUAGUUGAGUCCACUCGGUUUUGCGAUGAACUUGGUUACCCGCCUGCACAAAACGCGGUGAAUGACACUCGGCAACAGCAUUUGAUGUUGUCAGGUGGAAAAGAGGAUUUGGGUGCAUUGGCAAUGUUAGAAGACAGUGUUAAGAAGCUAAAGAGUCCAAAAACAUCACCUGUUUUAGCUUUAAGCAAGGAGCAGAUUGAUUCUGCAUUUGAAUUAUUGGCAGAUUGGUUUUACGAGUCAUGUGGGUCGGUCUCAUUUUCGAGUUUAGAGCAUCCAAAGUUUCGUGCCUUCCUUAACCAGGUGGGGUUACCUGCUGUUUCAAGGAGAGACUUCUUAGGUCCUCGGCUAGAUACCAAGUUUCAAGAAGCGAAAAGAGAGUCAGAAGCUAGGAUCAGAGAUGCCAUGUUCUUUCAGAUUGCCUGCGAAGGCUGGAAGAACGAGAGUCAUUGUAGCUUCCCUCGUGGAGAAGAGAAUUUGGUUAAGUUUAGUGUUAAUCUCCCGAAUGGGACUAGAGUGUACCAGAAGGCAGUGUUGACUGGAGAAUCAGUCACGUCUAAGCAUGCAGAGGAAGUUUUGUGGGAAACAGUGGUGGAGAUUUGCGGGAAUAGUGUGCAGAGAUGUGUUGGAAUAGUUGCAGAUAAGUAUAAAACUAAGGCUUUGAGGAGCUUGGAGAUUCAACAUCAUUGGAUGAUUAAUCUCUCUUGUCAGCUUCAAGGGUUUGUUACUUUGAUUAAAGAUUUCAGCAACGAGCUUCCUCUUUUCAGGACUGUCAUUGAAAAUUGCUUGAAGCUUGCAAAUUUUGUAAAUAGUAAGUCUCAGUUUAGGAAUACUUUCCUGAAGUACAAAAUGCAGGAGCUUGAACAUGGUGGGUUGAUUAGAGUACCUUCAAAUAUGUGUGCUUGCAGAAAGAACCAUGCGGCUGUUUUUGCACUGUUAGAGGAUGUAUUUAGCCUAGGCGGGGCAUUCCAAAUGGUUGUCUUGGAUGAAUCAUAUAAGGUGGUGUAUGUGGAAGAUCCAACUGCCAGGGAAGUUGCUGGGAUGAUUCAAAGCGAGGUGUUUUGGCAUGAGUUGGAGGCAGUUUAUUCACUGUUGAAGCUUAUAAGAGGGAUGGCUCAAGAAAUUGAAGCUGAAAGGCCUUUAGUGGGGCAAUGUCUUCCUCUCUGGGAGGAGUUGAGAGUUAAAGUAAAGGAGUGGUGUGCCAAAUUCAGCAUAACUGAAGUAGCUGUUGAGAAAAUAGUCGAGAAGAGAUUCAGAAAGAACUACCAUCCAGCAUGGUCAGCAGCCUUUAUACUUGAUCCAUUGCACUUAAUAAGGGAUGUGAAUGGAAAAUAUCUUCCACCAUUCAAAUACUUGACAAAUGAGCAGGAGAAGGAUGUGGAUAAGCUCAUUACCAGACUAGUUUCCGGGGAAGAAGCUCAUGUUGCAUUGAUGGAGCUAAUGAAAUGGAGGACAGAAGGGCUAGACCCGCUUUAUGCCCAGGCUGUUCAGGUUAAACAACGAGAUCCCGUGACCGGCAAAAUGAAAAUUGCAAACCCUCAGAGCAGUAGAUUAGUAUGGGAAACUUGCCUUAGUGAAUACAAGUCACUAGGGAAAGUUGCAGCUAGGCUCAUCUUCCUCCAUGCUACUUCGUGUGGUUUUAAGUGCAAUUGGUCUUUCAUGAAAUGGGUCUGUGUCCACAGACACUCACAAGUAGGCACUGAGAAGGCCCAAAAGAUGAUCUUUAUUGCAGCUCAUGCAAAGCUUGAUAGGCGAGAUUUUUCUAACGAAGAAGAAAAGGAUGCAGAACUAUUUGCCAUGACAAGUGGUGAGGAUGACAUGCUCAAUGAGGUCUUUGCUGACACCACAUCUGCAUUGGGUGUAUGGCAAACCAGACAUGAGUUACCACAUGGGUCAACCUUGGAUGAACUCAAAAACAAAUAUUUUGUUGAAGAACUUCUUGCUGAUUUAAAUCAGCUGCAUGGCCUGAGCUGUUUGGUUGUGAAAAUGUGGAUCCUCAGCGUAAACAGUGGAAAAUUUUCAGUGCUUGGUUGUCUUAUUCACAUAAAGAAAGUGAGGACCAAGAGGCCUUUGUUUAUUGGCUUUGCUAAGUUUGCAUCCCACAGCAUCCGUGUACCAGUUAGAGGUUAUCUAUGAUUGCCACAAAGUAUUGAGGAAAGCAGAAGCAAGGAGGCUUGUCGUAUGAGCAGGCACAUAAGAUGGUUGAUAGAGAUAUUGCAACGAACUUGUACUAUUUUCCAGGCUCUAUAUUUUCGGCCAACAUUGUUUAUUACAUCUCAGCAGAUAGAAACUUGGAAAUAGAGCUCAAAAAUCAAAAUUUCUAGCAGGUGAGGUGACACCAUCCAGACUGUUUAUGCAUGUUAGACAUAGUCACAUAAUAGUCCAUGAUUAUAGAAACUGCAGAAAAUAUAUAAAACGCAAGAAAGUGAAAAGCAAACAUUAUGGAAUGCAGGCCAAAAUUGAUUAUGCGGUACUUGGAUGGUCAUUACAUUAUUUUCCAGUAGUGGCACAACAGUGCAGGUUCCUUUAUACCGUCACUUCUUUAAUGUUACCCGUUUUGAUGGUAAUUUCAUUACCCUUUUUAAGACCAAACCCUAUCAUUUUCUCCUAUCAUGGGAAAUCUCAUAAAGGAAUUUCAACUUUAAACCCACCAUCUCUUCAUGCAUAGGGUUAUAUUUCUUCAUCCCACUUUUUUUAAGCAGUAAAGUCUCUUCCUUUUCCUUUUAAAGUAAAGUGUUUCUUAGGAGGCUAUUGGGUUUUUUUCUUUCUUUUUUGGGUAUAAAGUGAAAUAGAUUUAUAUCUUCACCCUUUUGAUUUGAAUGAAAUUAAUUGGUAAUACAGUAGAGUAUAGAUAUAGUGUUAAUUCUUUUUACCUCUGCUUUGUUUGUACUAAGCAAAUUUGGUGGAGAGACACAGGACCCUGUCGGCAAGACCAACUAAUGCUGACUGCUCACCAACUGGAAGAAAGCUUUUUCACUUGUAUGGUAUGGCUUCAUUGUUCACCCCACUUGUUUUUGUUAAAGCCCAUGGAAGUAUAAUGAUUAGUGUAUAGGACAGGACUUACUUUCUACAAGAAUCUUUCACACUUUCAAUAAAACCCCAUUAUUAACUUUCUUUUUUAUCAUUUAUCCUUUCCUUUUUCCACUUAUACUGCUUUUGAUUGUUUUUGAAUUUUAACACCACCCAUAUAAGAUAUAUGUAGAGGUGAUACUUGAUUCCAAAAUUAACUGGUUUUAGUCGUUGCUCAUUUCCCUUUUUCAAUAUUUUAAUAUUUGAAUCUUUGGAAUAGUUUUCAGAGCUUUACUAUUAUGAGAUAUAAUGACACUAGAAUGUCAGAAAUGAAACCUGGCUGUUUCUAAAUGAUAAUGGAAAGAAAAUUACACAAGGGUGUUAUUAUGGUGCUUCGGAGUCAUCAUUCUUUCAUUUUUUAUAUUUUAUGAUAAUCUCGUAAUUUUAUAUAAUAAUCACUCAAAUAACUACGCAAUAUUCAUUGGUUCUAUACAAAAUUACUAGAAGAUUAUAACAGAAGCAUGACAUCUUUGAGGCAGAUAAUAUGUUAAAACUAUACAGUGUGUGACUCGAGAAUCUAUUAAAUUUAAUUAGGUUUUGUGGAGACACUGUGAUUUGCAACGUUCACUUGUCCUUUUACUUGUGAGCCAAUUUGAAAAUCUUGUUUUCUGAGCAUGAUUAGCCAUGAUGUUUCUAGUUUUGCGUCUAUCUAUAUGUGUUGUAGUGGUGAUUGUUACUUGAUUUUGUUCUUUGAUUAUAUAAAUAUAUUCUAACUGUUCCUCUAGACCCACAUGUAGUUCUCUUUUUAAUGUCUUCUUUUUUUUGGCUCUGCAUCUUGUCACUCUUUAUAUAAGCAUCAGGUAAAAUGUUUCUCCCCUGGGAAAACUGGGUUGUGUUUUUACUACUUACACUUGUUAUUGUUAGCUUUUAUUUGUGAAAGCCGAGAACUAAAGAGAGACAUCUCCCGAAUAUUUAAAAGUUCCGAAGAAUAGUAUUGAUGAUAGUUUGACUGGAUGAUUGAUAUUUCGACUCAUC
Molecule: messenger RNA, 4792 nt
Organism: Carica papaya (papaya)
Lineage: Eukaryota; Viridiplantae; Streptophyta; Magnoliopsida; Brassicales; Caricaceae
Source: RefSeq, a predicted model, not a curated record